Messenger RNA from Batrachochytrium dendrobatidis JAM81, 5043 nucleotides. RefSeq lists its product as uncharacterized. Gene Ontology annotation, molecular function: lipid binding. Gene Ontology annotation, biological process: phospholipid transport. Bases 1 to 4986 code for a protein of 1661 amino acids. NCBI's taxonomy places the organism in Eukaryota, Fungi, Chytridiomycota, Chytridiomycetes, Rhizophydiales. The transcript is spliced from 6 exons. Gene Ontology annotation, cellular component: ERMES complex; endoplasmic reticulum. The record is from RefSeq and is a predicted model, not a curated record.
AUGCUGGGAUGGGUGAUGGCGACCAGCUCGUUCAUACUGGACGGAACUGCUAGUUUUGUACGAGGCACUCUGUUUGGCAUACUUCUGACUCUGUUGUUAGAGACUGCUGCUGUUUUGUAUCUACUAAAAGCUCUUGCUGAUCCUCACCAUCGCUUUACAAAUGCAUCCGCUGGUGACCGUUCAUCCAAAGAUCUUGUUCCUGAGCAAGGCCCAACUCUUGUUUCUAACAUUCCAAAGUCUGGAUCAAAUGGCAUUGCUGCUUCUACAAGUGUGAAUUCCACUGGCUCUGCAGUCAGCAACUCUGACACUGUGCCUGAGCAUCUGCGUCCAUGGCCUGCAGCAAUUGUGGCAUUUCUUUCAAAGGAAUUAACACCACAACUAAAUGAUUGGCCAUUGGCUGAUGGGAAACCUGUUCACAAAGCAACCUUUGAUGCCAUCCAGUUCUUGCAUUCAUCUGCAUCUGCAUCUACAUCUACAUCUGCAAAACCAAUCCCAUCUUCCACUUCUGCUACUUGUGUUACUACUGGAUCUACCAUCAAGCCAAAUCUGGAACUGUCUGCUGGACACGAUGCUACUGGCACAUCCACUGCAGCAAAUACAACUCUGUCUGCUGAACCAUCACAUCAACCUGUUACACAUACGAUUGCCUCCAUUUCACAUGAAACUGAUCCUGUUGCUGUGGGUGAAUUGGAACAUUGUCACUGGCUGAACGUCAUCCUACAUCGCUUCUUUUUGACAUUCCGUGGAAGUGUCUUGUUUAAAAAGCGGUGGACGGAACGCAUGUCCCAAAAACUCAAUAUGAAACUUAAAAAUAAUACAUUUGUGAGCGCCAUUCAGAUUAAAGAACUAUCUUUAGGAGAUAAUUCUCCAGAGAUUUCAGGAAUUCGUUUGCUGAAAGGAGUCACUAAAGACUUGGCCGUGAUUGGAGAAGCAGAUGUAUCUUAUAAUGGAGGUGGAUCCAUUUUACUCGAGGUGGUACUUACUGCUGGAAUCACUAUUCCUGCACGUGUGUUUUUGAAUCAGUUUACUGGAUCGAUUCGAGUACGUACUCCUUCGGUUCUUUGGCCUGAUAUGAUUGGUGUUACAUUUGUCGAAGAUCCUGGAAUAUCGUUUACUGUAGACACCGGAACUGGAAGAAUUAAUGAAUUUUUAAGAAGUAUGAUCAAUAAAGCAGUUGCUUCAAUUGUUAGGAAGACGUUUUUGGAGCUAUGGGUACUCCCUAGCUGGAGAACUUUCUUUCUUCCACAAAUGCAGCCAUCGGCCGAGGAAUAUAAUGAGAUGUCUCGGUUGAAAGCAGAGGCAGCAUUUAAUCAAGGAGGAAAAGACUCUUUUGGUCAGCCUCUUCAACCGUCAAAACACACUUUAGCUGGUCGAGCUACGGCCCUUUGGGAAUCCAGAAUUUUACGUGGAUCCAAACUGCAGCACAAAGACAUGCUUCAGGGGAGUACCUUUAACACUACGCUUGCAUUGACACCUGUUUGUCAUUUACAACCAGAAGAUAUGGAGGAAUCACUUUCAGAGUUGUUUUUGAAAUUUGUACAAGAGUCUGCUACUGCUACUGCUUCUGCAUUGCCUGCCACUGCAGAUAUAGCAGUCUCUAAAAAAUCAGAGGAGGGAAGUAUCAGUUCCAACAGUAUUUCCAACUUGGCAAUGGGCAAUAAUGCAUCAACAAAUAACGUGCUAGAUGUGUCCCAAGAACAUGCUAAACCACAUCUGCCUUUGGCACUGUCUGCUUUAACUCAGUCCACAUCGAAUCCAGGACUAUCAUCACUACUACCAUUAGCUUCGCAGCAGUCUACUGCCCCAACCCAGCAGCCAGUUUUUGAGUGGAAGACUAUUCGCAACAGAUUGGGUGUUCAUAUUCAGAAACGACUUGAACCAGACUCAGUUUACGCAGACAUGAUUCGUGCAUUUAUUACCAUUGAAUGUGAUCCUGACCGUGUCGGCCGUGUUUUGUGCAAUCCUGAGCAUUUUGGACAUAUUUACGACUCGUUUGAAAGUGCACGGUUUGUACACGAGUUUGGAAAUAAUCGUACCAUUAUGUUGUCAAAAUUCAAGUUUGGGCGAUCUAUCACAAAAUCAUUGCUUUUAUUCUGCUGUCGUCGUAUACUGCCUUGUUCCACUGAUAUCCCAGAAGAGGCUGAAAUGGCUAUGCUUAAUGAUAGCCUUACAUCACUUCCACUAGCAUCUGAUGCAUCGACUGAAAAUGACGAGCCAAUCAAAAAACCACCUCAAAAGCUCAUUUUUAUCAUGCGGUCUAUCAAAUCUUUUAAUUUUUCUGAACCACAAAAAUAUGAAUCUACCGUUUCUGACCCAAAAAAAAUUUCUCGAGUUUAUUCUACAUCUGAUUUAUCGCUGAGCGCUGCAGCAAGUCAAACUGAUCUAAACGGACUAAACUCUUCUACAGUGACAGGGUUUGGAUCUGAUACUGUCGAGCAAAACGAACAUGAGAAUGAUGGAUUAAAUGCUCAAUCUGAAACGCCCAAGCUUGAUUCAAAGAGUUUAAAGCAUCGUCGUCGAUCGCAAUCAUUCAAUAUUGAUACUUCCAAAACAUUACCUGUUGACUCGUCAGCAAUACAACACAAAACCCCUCGACAUGUCAAUUCUCUUGCAUCAAUAUCAGUCAAAAAUAUAUCGCUUGAAAUUCCCUUGUCUACUAAUAGAGUCGCUGACUUGUCUUCUGCCAGUUUGACCACAACUCCAAAGCCAGUUGAUGAAAAGACUGUUUCUGAAACCACUCCUACAAAGAUUGCAGCUGAAGUGAAGGCACGAUCUGAUGUCUAUCUUUAUGGCUAUUUAAUUGAACCUUGUCCAGACAAUCCAAAUCACUCCAAAGUGACUGUAAUUUCUCAUAUGUCUCCUGAACUCCAGCGUUUGGAUAUGGAUUUCAACACAUGUCGUAAACUAAAGUUAUUCAUUGAAGAAUUGGAUCAGUUUACUCGAGGAACGCAUCCAUCCAGUCUCAAAAACACUGAUGCAGGCAAUGAAAUUAAUCGUCGUCGACUAUUUCCUUUUGGUGGAUCUAGCGAACCAAAUGAUCCUUCGCUGCUUUCUGCUGAUGGUCGGCGUAUUGACAAAAUUAAAAACUAUUUGGGAUCUACUGCUAGCUAUCUUAUGAAGGGAAGAAAAGGGUUGAAUGCGAUCUGGUCUGCUAGUCGGUCUGCUGCUCGUGAUCACGAUAGCGGAGAAGAGUUUGAUGGAGAUGAUAUGGCACUAUCUGGUGAACUUCAUUUGCCAACUGCUUCUUCAAAUGAAAACUUUAAGCAUGACAUGGACAACUAUUUUGACGAGGUCGAGUCCGAAGCCGACUAUCUACAUAAACCAAGCAACAAUGAAGUUCCUGGUGAUCAGGGGCGUCCAACAACAGAUUCAAAACCAUCCUCUUUACGUCAGCCAAAAAGUUUAUCAGCGUUAUGGUUGAACAGUCAGCAACGAUCGAUUUCUGCACCCGAACCAAGUAGUGAGCUAUUAUCAGGAAAUAGCUGUAGUGGUAAUGUUGAUUUCACAAUCAUUGCACCUCGUCGAUCACUGGCGCAUGAACUAUCUGAAUUUGGACGAGAGCCCUAUGUUGAAAGGGUUCUUUAUGCCAAAGAAGCUGUACGUGUAGAAAUUCAAUACGAUCGAUCCAAAUUUGGGCCGGCCGUUGUGUUUGAAUGGGAAUAUAUGAUGCGUGUCGAAUCUACUGCAUAUUUCAGUAUCAUCUACGUUCCUAAUACAUUCGAAAGUGGCACGUAUCCAAUCAUAAAUCUGCUGCCUGUUUCUCAUGCACCUGCAACUGGGUUUUCUCUUUUUCCAACUGCCUCUGUACAAUCAUAUAUUGGUCCUGCAUAUGGUACCAGUAAUAUCUCUAGUCUUGCAUCAGGAAUGUUUGUGUUGUCGUGGGAGGGUCCAGGCACACAACUGAAAAAACAAUUACGGAGUUUUGCCUAUAAAUGUUUAAUUCAUAAUUUAGAUAUAUCGCCCGAUGACACUAUAUCUACUAUUGGACCAGCCAACAAAUAUCGCAGCUCGACUAUUCGAACUGGAACGUGUGUAGAAAUUGUUAUACCCAGAAAAUCAUUUUUUUCACUACCACUGCUAUAUGAUGAUCGACUGGUACAUUCGGGUAUUGAUGUAACUAUGAUGCAUACCACGCUAGAAUGGGAAUUUACUACAGGUGGAUAUGACAUCACAUUUGCGAUUUAUUUUGAUCCCAUUUCUACUUCAGAAAAAAAAGAUCCGCCUGGAUUGGACGAGAAAAAAUCAACUGUGGGCAUCACACACGAUUUUGCAUUAAAGACUAUUGUUGAGGAUAAUGCAGCAUUUUCCGGGCCAGUUGUGCAUUCUUCUACUGCUUCCAACACCACUACAGAUGCUAUAGAAGCAGCAAAUUCAACAGAAUCGGGAAAACAUCAGACUGCUGUUGCGACUCAUCGCUUAAACGUGUUAGAAAUAGAGUCAGAGUCUAAUCCCCGUCGGUCACUAUCGGAUCGACUAGCAGCAGCAGUAGGUCGAGAUGGCUUACUAGUAUCAGAUCAGCACACUCCGCCAGCCGGAUCGAAUCAGUCUUCAACCACCUCGUCUCCAUUGUUGACAGCCACACAUACGACCCAGUCCGAUUCAGUGACUUCAAUGGCACUGUCUUCUGCUAAAUCUACUAUGGCAUCUAUCAUUGCAUCGCGACUUGUAACAGCAUCACGGUCUAAUGCCACACAACGUGAUGUGGCAUCUGGAGGAAAUGGUCCACGUAUGGCUUUUCAACCCCAUACCAAUGCAGAGUUCAAUAGUAGUGGAUCACCACAUCGAGUAUGUUUAGUCCAGCCUGUUCGUGUCAACUCUUCACGAGGACAUACUUUUGGAUCAAUGGAUGUAACUGGCAAGUAUGGAGUGUAUACUCUAUUAUGGGAUAACUCGACAAGUCUGGUUACAAGUCGCACUGUUGGCGUAAAAACUCAUUUAGUGACUAUUGGCUCUGUUGAUGCAGAAGAAAAUUCUAAUGAAGGAUAAAGUUUAAAUUUACAUUUAUUGACUAAUAAACUCAUUUCUAUUAGUCAGAUUGACACU